Molecule: messenger RNA, 1510 nt
Organism: Propithecus coquereli (Coquerel's sifaka)
Lineage: Eukaryota; Metazoa; Chordata; Mammalia; Primates; Indriidae
Gene: COQ10B
Product: coenzyme Q10 homolog B (S. cerevisiae)
Exons: 5
Coding region: 138-866 (242 amino acids)
Biological process (GO): cellular respiration; ubiquinone biosynthetic process
Cellular component (GO): mitochondrion
Molecular function (GO): ubiquinone binding
Source: RefSeq, a predicted model, not a curated record
GAAGGGGCGUGUCUGGCUGCUCAGGGAGCCAGCCCACUGGCUGGAAGGCGCCGGAGCCGGGCUGCUGGGCCGGCCUGAUGAAGGCGGCGCCGCAGGCCUGGUCCCGGAUGUAGCGACCGGCUUCUCUGAGACCGAUCAUGGCAGCUCGGACUGGUCAGAGGGCUCUGAGAAGGGUGGCUUCAGGAUUGUGUCCGAAGUCGGCGACAGUGGCCGGAGCCCGGGCUCCGGCGCAGGAGUCUGCGCGGAAAGUCAGAUAUUUAGCUUCCUGUGGUAUACUGAUGAGCAGAACUCUUCCGAUACAUACCUCAAUUUUGCCUAAGGAGAUAAAUGCAAGAAGUUUGUUCAAAAUCGCUGCACCAUUAAUAAACAAAAGGAAAGAAUAUUCAGAAAGGAGAAUUUUAGGAUAUUCAAUGCAGGAAAUGUAUGCUGUAGUAUCAGGAAUGGAGGAUUACAAGCAUUUUGUUCCUUGGUGCAAAAAAUCAGACAUAAUAUCACAGAGAUCUGGAUACUGUAAAACACGAUUAGAAAUUGGGUUUCCACCUGUGUUGGAGCGAUAUACAUCAGUAGUAACCUUGGUGAAACCACAUUUGGUACAGGCAUCCUGUACCGAUGGGAGACUUUUCAACCAUUUGGAGACUAGUUGGCGUUUUAGCCCAGGUCUUCCUGGCUACCCAAGAACUUGUACCUUGGAUUUUUCAAUUUCUUUUGAAUUUCGCUCAUUUCUGCACUCUCAGCUUGCCGCAUUGUUUUUUGAUGAAGUUGUAAAGCAGAUGGUGGCUGCCUUUGAAAGAAGAGCACGUAAGCUUUAUGGUCCAGAAACAAAUAUACCUCGGGAGUUAAUGCUUCAUGAAAUUCAUCACACAUAAAGGCAAGAAAGAACUGGUGUCAUCCACUUAGAGCUUUAGUUUGUUCACUUUAAUAUAUGCUUUCAUGAUUUCUUUUCAGAGGUCAGAAAGCAUUUGUCAAAACCCAGCUCUGACUAUAAACUUGUACCAUUGAAAAUUUGCACAUAGAGCAUGGACCCACUUGUACACAGAAUUAUGUCUUCAAUCAAGUGUAAUUCAGAGUAAUAUGUUUAUUAUCAUGUUCUGCAUUACAGUAAUGGGAUGUCAUCACCAUUGCUAGAAUACUGACAUCACUCUUCUGAGCAGAAAUUGAAACUGUAGAUUUAAACCUUUUAAUUAUCACCUUAUCUGAAAGAGGCUAGUUGAGAUACUCACACAUGUAUUAUAUUAACCAUAUCACACUUAAGUUAUUAAAUUCAGACUAUUUGUAACUUAUUGUUAUAGGGCCUGCCGUGUGGCCUAAGAUAUUUUGAGUAAUCAUCAUAUAUUUAAAGUAAAAACUUUGAUUUAAAAAUACUGUUAAUGAAGGUUCCCUGGCACUUUAGAUAUUUUAAAAUUGUUCUUAUAGGAGUAGGUAAUUCAGUGCCAUCAUGAGGUUAGCUCCCAGAUAAACAGUGAAUUUUGUUUUUUUUUUUGAGACAGAGUCUCACUCUCUUGCCUGGGGC